Messenger RNA from Pelagomonas calceolata, 4203 nucleotides. Lineage: Eukaryota; Pelagophyceae; Pelagomonadales; Pelagomonadaceae. The record is from the annotation of a GenBank genome assembly.
UAUUUUGCGGCCAGACAAACGCGACGUCGUGUCGUCGUCGUGCGCGUCGGAUGCUCCGGUGUCAUUUAUACACCUCUGUCGCUGGCAUUCAUCCAUCUCCGUUCACCUCUGGCGCUGCUGUGGCUCGCAUCUGAAAUCGCUGCUGAACUCUAAUUUGCAGGCCGUAGAGCCGGUGCGCAUCCAUGGGGGAGCGCAACUGCCCGCGCUGCACUCUAUUUAAUCCAGCCGACGCUACGAACUGCGCGGCGUGCGAUAUGAAACUCCCACCGGCGCCGGCUGCUCCGCUGUCGCCGGCUGGCGGUGAGGACUUCUCGGAUUUUGACGCCGUGCCGGUGGCGGCGCUCGACGUUAACGCGAUCGCCGCGCCGCCGCCGGCCGUGCCGCUGGCCGUGCCGCCGCCGGCCGAUGAUGGGUGGGCGAGCUUCGAGAGCGCGCCUACCGGCGCCAGCGAUGGCGGCUUCGGCGCCUUUGACGCGCCUGAGACCGCUGCCCGCGACGUCGGCAGCUUUGACGCGGGUUUCGGCGCCAAUUUCGCCGCCUUCGAGUCGGCGCCGGGCGCCGCCGCCGCGCCGGCCGCGGACGAAGGCUUCGCAGCCUUCGAUGACGCGGCGCCCACCGCGCCGGCCGGUGCAGCCGCGCCGGACGAGGGCUUUGCCGACUUCGGCGCCUUCGCGGGCGCGCCCGCCGAGCCAGCGCCCGCGGCGGAGGACCGCUUCGCGGCCUUCGACGCACUGGCGGAGCCGGAGCCGGAGCCCGAGCCGGUGCCCGGGCCUGAUGAAGAUCCCGGCUUCGCGGCGUUCGACGUCGACGAGGCGCCUCUGGCUGCGCCGGCGGACGUCACCGCGCCACCAGCGGAACCUGACGUAGGCUUCGCCGCUUUCUCGGAAGCACCACCGGCGCCCCCAGCAGAUGACGCGGCCGCGGCACCGGUAGCUGACGACUCAGGCUUCGCAGCCUUCGAGCAGGCACCACCGGUGGCGCCAGCAGACGCCCCUGCAGCGCCGACGGAAGCUGGCGAUGGGUUCGCGGCCUUCGAAGCUCUGGCGGAGCCCGAGCCCGAGCCCGAGCCGGCGCCCGCGGCGGCGGAAGAUGAGGGCUUCGCUGCGUUCGAGCAGGCCCCAGGGGCGGACAGCGACGCACCGGAGGACUUCGGCGACUUUGACGCCGCGCCGGCAGAACCCAGCGACGCCACACCCGACCCCUUCGACGCCUUCGACGACCUGGACGCGCCAGCCGCGCCGGCGGCGCCACCGCCAGCCGCGACGGAGCCGCCGCCGGCCGAGUCCAUUCCCUCACCCCCGCCGGCCGACACCGACCCCGCCGUGACGCCCGGCGCCGCCGCGCCGAAGGAAGAUUUCAAAGCGUACGAUGUCGACACGCCGGCCAGGGCGCCGGCGGAGGCGGCACCCACGGAAACGCCCGCGGCGGACGAGUGGUCUGCGUUCGCGGACGCCCCCGAGGAGCCGCCCGCCGACGCGCCGGCCGCUGAGGCGGAGGACUUUGGCGAUUUUGACACCGCACCUGCGGACGCGCCGCCGCCCGAGCCGGCGCCGGCAACCUCGGAGGACCCUUGGUCCGCCUUCGACGCCAUCGCGCCGCCCGAUUCUGCGGCACCGGUCGAGAGCGCACCCGCGGCACCUACGCUCGACGACGCCGCCGCGGACGGUGACGAGGGCUUCGCCACGUUCGACUCUGCCGCCGCGCCCACCGCGGACAAUGUCGAUGAGGGCUUUGGUGCAUUUGACGCCGCGGACGGCGUGGCAGACGCGACGGAGCCAGCGGCGGAAGAAGCCGCCGCCGCCGCGCCCGCCACCGACAACGUAGAGGAACUAGCUGCCGACGGCGACGACGAUGACAGCUUCGGCGACUUCGCCACGCCCGCAGCCGAUGCGGCACCCGAGCCGGCCGCCGCCCCCGCAACCACGGAGGACGCCGACGAUCCCUGGUCCGCCUUCGACGCGAUCGCGCCGCCGGCGCCCGCGGGCGACGCCCCUGCGGUGGCAGCGGAAGCCGACGAUUUGUCCUUCGCGGCUGUGGCGGAGGCACCACUGGCGGCGCCCGCAGACGACGCGGCGGCCGGAGCCGACAACGUAGGCUUCACGGCCUUCGCGGAGGCGCCGACAGACGGCGGCGAGCUCGCUGCGCCGGUCGAGGACGGCGUGCCGGACGCAACGGAGCCCGCGGCCGACGAAUCCGCCGCCGUGCCCGCCGCGCUUGACGCGGACGAGGGCUUUGGCGCAUUUGAUGCUGCCGAGCCCGCGGCCGACGCGACGCCCGACGAGCCGGCCGCCGAACCCGCGAGCACCGAGGCCGCUGACGAUCCGUGGGCGGCCUUCGACGAGCUGGCGCCGCCGAGUGGCGCAGCGGCCGCGCCAGUCAGCGAGGCCGACGCGGCGGCGACCGCGGAUGGCCCCGAUGAUACUGACAGCCCUGCUGCGCUGACAGAAGCUGAUGCCGACGCCCCGGCGCCUACAGCGGCUGACGAUGGGUUUGCUGCGUUCGAGGAGGCGCCAAUGGCGGCGGAAGCUGCAGCAGCGGAUGCUGACGACGGAGGCUUCGAGGCGUUCGCUGAAGCACCGCUGACGGCCUUGGCAGACGCCGACGCCGCCACGACGCCGGCGGAAGCGGACGACCCGAGCUUUACAGCGUUCGAGGAGGCGCCCGCAGAGACCGACGCGGCGCCGAGCGACCCUCCACCGGCGGUGGCGGAGGAGGACCCUUGGGCCUCAUUUCCGGAGCCGGUCGCGGCCGACGACGCCCCCGCGGCGGCGGCGCCGACGGCCGACGCCUUCGAGGCGGCGACGGACGUGCCCGCCGGCGACGCCGCCCUCGCGCCGGAGCCGACCGAGGGCGACGCGUGGGCCGCGUUCGACGGCGCCGCCGCAUCAGCCGAAGACGCCAGCCCCGGCGCGCCGUCCGGCGACGGGUCCCUCCAGACGUCGUCGUUCGAAAACGUGUCGGCGCCGGGCGAUGCGACCGAGGCGCCCCCGACAGCCUUCGCCGCGUUCCAGGAACCCACGGCCGACGGCGACGCGGAGUCCCCGGGUACGAUGGAGCCCGCCGUCGACGACGACGCGCCGGCUGCGUCCGGGGAUGCGAGCCGCCCACCACCGCCGACGGCGAUCGUGUGCAAGCCCUGCGCGCCGGCGGCGACAGAAGCAGACGACGGUUUCACGGCUUUUGAGGCGGCCCCAACGGACACUCCGGCGCGCGCCGACGCACCGACACCUGCUGCCGACGUCGACGCGACCAUCACGCCCAACGGCGGCCUUGCGACGUCACCCGAGCCCGUCGAGGCAGAUACAGCGCGGAAGCGGUUCCCGAAGUCUGCCGCGAAGCCGGCCGCCACCGAGGCGGUAGAGGAGGAGGACGAGCUCGGCUUCGGCGCCUUUGAAGAUGCUGUCUACGGUACUCCACCGGACGCCGGCUUCGCAGCCUUCGAGUCUGCCGCGGACGGCGACGCCGACGGCUUCGGCGCAUUUGACGCCGCCCCAGACGAUAACGACGCCUCUGAAGGCGAAGACGAGGGCUUUGCAGCGUUCGAGGCAGCGGAGGAGGCCCCAGCAGACGCCGACGACGACGACGGCUUCGGCGACUUCGCCACAAGCACCGGCGACGACGACGGUUGGGGCGCCUUCGAGGACGCGCCGACCGCGCCGCCUGCACCAACGAAGCAGACCCUGUUCGCGGCGGCGUUUGGCGUCGCAGCUGCUGCCGUAGCGCCGGCGACGCCGCUCGAGGAACGUCUCACCGCUCUCGACGCGGCCCUAUCCAAAGGUGCCGCGGCGCCAUCCGCCACACCAAUUAACCUCGCGCUGCUCCACGCGCCGCUGGAGAAGGCGAUUGCCGCGGCGCGCGCCGCGCAAGCUGAAGAGCACGACGACGGAUACGGCGCGAGCCCCGCUGUCGCCGAAGAGGUGGCGCCGCCUGCGGAAGAAGAGUCGGCGCCGCUUCCGCAGCCGGACCUGGCGCGCUCGGACUCGGCGACGUGGGACAUCUUCGGCGCGCUGCCGACGCCGAACCAGAGCUCGGGAGACCUGGCCGCGCAGGGCCGGGGCGCUUCGCCGCCGCCGCCUCCGCAAGAAAUCUCGCAGGAGGACAUCCUCGCCGGCCUGUCGGCUGCGAGCCCGGCGCCGCCUGUGGCGCCCGCCGCAGCGGUGUCCUUCGACCCCUUCGGUUAACAUGUGAUCAGAUUAAACAACA